Molecule: messenger RNA, 4826 nt
Organism: Octopus bimaculoides (California two-spot octopus)
Lineage: Eukaryota; Metazoa; Mollusca; Cephalopoda; Octopoda; Octopodidae
Product: eukaryotic elongation factor 2 kinase
Biological process (GO): myosin II filament disassembly; response to differentiation-inducing factor 1; protein phosphorylation
Molecular function (GO): elongation factor-2 kinase activity; protein binding; ATP binding
Source: RefSeq, a predicted model, not a curated record
CAUGUUUAUAUAGCUGUAUAUAUAUAUAUAUGGUGUUCGGAAGUGUACGUGUCUUUGGAAAUAUUUCCUGCUUUACGAAAUAAUAUUUGCUGAAGUAGAAAUUUAUACAAAUAUUAUUCAGUCUAGAGAGUCAGUAGUAACUUUUCAUUCAGGGAAAACACAAGCAAUUUUCAGCUUGUGGAUUCCCAAAGUAUUAACUUGUGCUUCCGUUGGUCAGCUAUCUCGCCUAUUUCAACACGACGCCUUUACUUCGUCGCUACCCAGAUUUCAUGUCGCUACUCCGUGCUUACAAACAGCUCUUUUAUCUCUCUCGUCCUUUCUCACUGAUGGGACGAUAUCAGCGUAUUCUAUUGCUACUACAGUCGAAAGGAAUUUCAGAGCUUCCUGAAAACAAAAUAAUUCCUUCAUCUUUGAAAAGAGACUAUUUUUAAAAAGGACGUAACCAUAACAAGCAUACAAGAUUGGUGUCCCCGCCUACUUUUUGGCUGGCAAGCAAGCAGUUUAUAUAUCAAGCAGGCUAUGGGCGCAACACUGCUUCAAGUCGAGACCUUCGCAGAGAAAAAUAGCAAACCAGCCAGAGUUUUGAUUGUCGUGAAGUCUUCGAUAUUGUGUCUGUAGACACCAGGAACGGUUUUUCUUCCACUCUUUGUUGUUAUUAUUAAAAAAAUUUUUAAAUACAAAAGAAAAGAAAGGAAAACGACACAAUUAUUUUCUGUUCGUCCUUGACAUUAAUCAACUUCGAGGAUUUUGUUGUUAAUCAAAAAUAGUAUUGUACAAAUCUUCCGAUCGUAAUAUCAAGGUCGACCUCUUCAAUAUCCGAAAAACUGUUUACUUAGCAAGAAAUAAAAGAGAAAAUCAUUUUAAGGACAUCAUUUAACUUCCUAUUCAAGGCUACUGCUAGUGAUUUCUCCUGCGGCUGCGUUUAGGACUCCAUUCUCUCUAUGAUAUUCCACGGUCACAGGUUAGAUAACUCUGAAUAUCACAUGACCUGUAAGCCUCUACCCAGAUUAUAUAAGUGGCUCUAUUUUACAGUGCUUUGAACUAGUAUGACUUUGAUUGUUCGUUUAUAACAUACUAAAGAUCAUCACCAAAGAAUCCCUUUGCCAAGAUGCCAUUGUAUGAGAGUGAAAGCAAUUUUUUCCUGUUUCCAAUAACUGAUAUCUCCGAUUCUGAAUCUGAUAAUGAAAACAGCAACAAUGUUCAGAGAAAGAUUGAUGAUCGUCCAAAGGCUCUUAUGUCAUUACGACAGCGAAGGCUAUCGAAGGCUAAUGGCACCCUCAAUCUUAAUUAUUUGAAGGUGAAAGCUGCUCCUGAGAAAUAUCGGAGUAAAGCUCAACGCCACUGGUUCACUGCUUUUCAAAAGAUCAAGAACCUCACUGAUCCUUGGGCUAAAUUCCACCUGGAAGAUCUCAAAAUUGAGAAUGUUACAAGAUAUCGGUACAAUGCAUUGAAGAAAAGAUGGUCUGAUGAUGUUGUGCAAGUGAAAGCUGAUAAUAAGUCAUUCAAUCGAGGUGCUAUGAGACAGUGUUUCCGACUGAAGAAGCUCUCCAAUUUUACUCAUCAUGGUGACUGGAAACAUGCUCAGAACUAUGUUGCAAAGCGUUAUUUGGAAGAUGUUGACAGGAGUGUUUAUUUUGAAGAUGUCAAACUGCAAAUGGAUGCUAAAUUAUGGGGAGAGGAAUAUAACAGGCAUAAUCCACCAAAAAAAGUAGACAUCUUCCAGAUGUAUGUUCUUGAGUUUCAUGAACGUGAGGGAAACCCUCUCUAUCAUCUUGAGCAUUUCAUCGAAGGUGAUUACAUCAAAUAUAAUUCAAAUUCGGGAUAUGUUGUUGAAGACUUACGUUCCACCCCACAGGCUUUCAGUCAUUUUACAUUUGAGCGUUCUGGCCAUGAAAUGAUUGUGGUUGAUAUUCAGGGUGUUGGAGACCUUUAUACUGAUCCUCAAAUACAUACAGCUGAUGGCAGUGAAUAUGGUGAUGGCAAUUUGGGUACAAAGGGAAUGGCACUGUUUUUUCAUUCACACCGCUGCAAUUCAAUAUGCAAAUCUCUGAAACUUUCACCAUUUGAUUUGUCAUCUGAGGAGAAAAGAAUUCAAAAUCUGCCUGUCCAUAUUAUGACUGAGUCUCCCAUGACUGUUGUUCGUGGUACUGAAGAGUCAGUAAUAUGUGGAUCACCUGCUGAAAUCCAUGAUUUCUUCAGUUCGGGCAUGCAUUCUCCUUUGAGCAGUAAUGGAAGGCAUUCUCCUUUCUUCAGCAAUGAAAGACAUUCUCCUUUGUCCAGCAAUGAAAGACAUUCUCCUUUGUCCAGCAAUGAAAGACAUUCUCCUUUGAACAGCAGUUUAAGUAAUGAUGAAGAGCCAAUGUCUUUUGGUAGUCCAAUUCCAUGUUUCAGAGUUUCACGGAUGCGUUAUUUUAGUGAAUCUGAAAAUUCUAUGACAGAGGAGGAAGAAAGAAUUGCUUUUAAUGAAAUUGCUGGUAGAAAUCAUCGUCCUUCAUGUGUAAAUGGUAAAAUAAGCCUUGAAAAAUGCAACAGUUAUUAUGAAGAAUCUUGGCACAUUCUUGGAAUGAUUCACCAUGAAAUUGCUAAAUACUAUGAACUGGGAAGAUUUAAGAAAGAUGCUAAUUCUCCAAUUGACUGGGAGUCUGCUAUGUAUCAUGAAAGACAUGCAGCACAACUGGGCAACCUGGAAGCUAUUUCCUCUUUGGCCAGGAUCUACCUUGGUCUCCAGAGGGAUAUUUUAGUUGACUGUCCUAUGAGUGUUGACUUAGACAAAGGUGUUGAUUAUAUGAGCAAUGCUGCUGAAAGAGGAGAUCGUGAUGCUGUAUUGUACAUGGCAAAAGCUUAUGAGACUGGAAAUAAUCUGGGAUCUUACAGAACCAAGUCAUGGGAAAAAGCAAUAGACUGGUAUGAUAAAGCCAUCCACAGUUUAAUGAAUGAUACUUCUGAAUUGUUUAAUUCUACUAUGCAUAGCCCUUUGCAUUUGUUACUUGCUGCACAAGCAAACAUCUACAACAUUGGUGGUUUUGGUGUUGAGAAAGACCCUCAGAAAGCAGGGGACUUAUACACUGAAGCAGCUGAUGCGGCAACAGAAGCAAUGAAUGGUAGAAUGGCUUGUCAUUAUUAUGCUUUGGCUGAAGAAGCUUGGAGCCAGUUGGAGGAGGAGGAAGAAGAGUAGAAGAUUAAUUAUACAAACUUCUAGUUUAUUUUUAUUUUUUUUAAAAUUUAUUUUCUUCCUAGUUUUGAAAAUAACUGCACUAAUAACAACUGGAAAAGAAUCAGAAAAAAGUAAACUGUUGAUGUAACUGUAUAUUUUGUAAAAAAGAAAAGAAAGGCAUCUUUGCUGUUAUUGAGUUAUUUCAUUUAUAUUUGUUUUAUAUAUAGAUUUUUACUUGAAUUUUCUUUGAAAUUUUUACUAUUUUCAUUUUGUAAAUUUUCUUUUUUAAUUUUGUAAGAAGUAGUAGAAAAAGAAAUGAUUGCAAUGAUCUCAAUAUGCAUUUCAAUCAUAUAUAUAUAUAUAUAUUAAUAAAUGAUAGGGUAGCAAAAAAAAUUUUAGAAAUUUUAUUUACCACCAGUGGUCUAGCGUGAGUAAAAAAACAGUCAAUAGACUAUGUACUAUUCAUUUAAAAUGCAAUUUUUGUGGUAUGUAGUCUUUUGCUGCUAUUUCUAGCGAGUAGAUGUCCUAUUAUAGGCAUCUCUGCAUGUUAAAAGAAAUAUAUAUAUAUAUAUAUAUAUAUAUAUAUAUAUAUUACAGUUUGAAUACUCUUGAAGUUUUAGCUUCAAUUGUACCCAGUUAAAUCAGUGUUCUACAUGUAGAUUUUUAAAACUUCUAUCUGUAUUUAUAUAUUUUUAAAAAUUAUUUUAUGUUUAUUUUUCAAUUCAUGUUCUGUUUUUCUAAUUAGGAAACCUCAGAGUACUGUAAGGGUGGGUGUCAAAAUAUAGAGUAAAACUAUUAUGUAAUAAUUUUUUUAAGUAUAGAAAUUGUUUCAUAAGUCAUAUAUACAGUGUUUACCAUAAUAAAAUUAUAAUUGUCAGAGCUGACUUUUGAAACUAUAGUAGGGGUAGUGACCAAUCUACCCUGUAGAAAGGGUAAAAAAAAUUUUUUGCUGUAGGAGUAGCUGUGUGUUGCUAAAAAUGUUAUUGGGAACACUGUAACACGUUACAAAUAUAUUUUGCUUAUUUUUUAGUUUUUUUCUUUCUCUUGACCAAUUAGUUGUAUUUUAUUUUUAGAUUAUUGAUGAGUUCAUUAGCUAUUUUUUUUUUUCUUUUUUUAUUGAAAUGUGGAAUUUGUAAAUUUCUAUCUAGUCUUUUAUUGUUUUUCGUACAUUAUCUGUGGGUACUCUAUUAACAUUAACCUGAAAGGAAAUUCUCUGAUUAUAUGCCAAGAAGAAUUGCUUUGUCAAAUAUACCAUUCUAAUUUCCUAAAAAUUACUUAGUGACACAGUCGACAGUUCACAAUUAAAGUUGGAAGUAAACAGUUAAUAUUGCACUGUAAAUCAGAAAUUUUAAGAGGCUUAAAACAAUGGCUGGUGAAGAUUCAGACUAUUUUCUGAAAUAGAAUGGGAUUUGCUUAUAUAAGUAAUGGUUGAUGGAAACUUUUAGAAUUGGUAUAUUGUAUUAGAUAUAGUAAUAUAAUAUCUUCAUUGUGAAAUUCUGUUUCCCUUUGCAUUGUUUUCAUGUAUAAUAAAUGUUUAUUACUGUAAAUCAGUAAAAAAAAAAUGGUCAUAAUAAUUAAAUUUAUGGCAGCAUUCAGGAGGGCAAAUUUAGUCUCACACACUGUGUUAAAACAUUUCAGUCUGUUAAAGACAUCUAUCCAUCUAUAUAUAUAU